AGUAGCUCGUUGUAACCAGAGCACAGAAUUAGGAAAAAUAACAUAGGGUAGACUAAAUCAACGUUGAACACAAAUAAAACUAUGCCGUCCAAUAAGGUCCUUGCCAUUAGUGGCGCAGUCGUGGCGACAGCGGCAAUUAUCGGCACCGUGGCGGUUGUGCGCGCGCAACGAAAGAACAACGAGGAGGACGACGAUGUGUUUUCAACCCCAUCAAGCAAAGUUUUGCAGUCGAAGAGGCAGCAGCCCACCGCUGCGCAGAACGCCGCACCGAAGGCUUCGCCGAAGCCCGCCGCUGUUGAACCGGCGGCGACGAAGGAAGCUCCUUCCGCGGUUGAAAAGGUGAAAGUCGUCGAUGGCCCCGCAAAGGUGGAGCCAAAAGCACCAUCUGAACCAGUCGCUCCUGCGGAUGCGGGGAUCUCGCUGCUAGAUGAGGCUUUGAACGAACUGGAGCCGGCCGCGCCGGCGGCUCCGCCCGCCCCUCCUGCUCCAGAGUCCAAGAUAGAGAGCAAGACUGCGAAGCCUCCAACCGCGGUGGACUUUGCCGACCGUAAGGCCUUCAAUCACCUUGGCAUCGCCAUGAAGGUGCCGAAUGGCUGGGACGUACGCGAAGAGCUGUCUCCCAUUCCCAACGUUGCGAUGGUGACGGUGUGGAACCCGGAGUUCGAGAACUUUCCCAACGCCGAGAUGCCAGGCGCUGUCCCGGUCAUCAUCCUGUCGGUAGAGGACAUUCGCGGAGAGAAUCUGAAUCUCACUGAGUUUAAGGAGCGGUCGAAAGAUCUGUCGAUGCAGCAGAUGCUCAUGAUGACCGGCGGUGUCGUGCAGCCCAUGGUCCGAAAGGAUAGCAGCGUGCAAGAAGGUCCGUUCCGCCAUAUCUUAGAGUAUGCGCAGAGCAUGCCGCCGUUCUUUGAUCUCUCGGUCAUCAACCUGCUGGAGGUGCGCAACGGCGUUGCGUACGUUUUUCAAAUCAUGUGCAACCCGAAGAUCAUGAACGAGUACCGACCCAUCUUUCUGCAGCUUGCCCGCGACACGCUCGUGACGCCGAUGGACUCCAGCGCAUUGGGCUUCUACCGUGUCCACACCGGCGAGGUGGCGGUGGAUAUCGACACGACAUGGAGCUGGUCCUACCCUUCGGCUGAUGAGACGGCUUCCAGUCCGUUCCUCGCGCAAUUUCAGCUCGCCUCCACUGUGAAAAAGGAGGAAGUGACGCUGUACGAGGAGGACAAGGUGCCAGUGACGGAGCACAAGCUGCGGAACAAGAAGACGGUCGACGGCGUCACAAUUUGCUCCGCGUUCGACGGGGCACAGGAGAAGAAGACGCUGUCGUACAACAACUACGUUCUCGUGGUGCGCCCGCAGCAGAAGGCCAUCUCGUACUUGUCGGAGACCAGUCUCGUGCGGACCAUCAAGAGCGUGGCCCCGUCGUCAGAGGAGCGGCGCCCGAAAUCCGGCGCUACGUUUGUCACUCCUGAGUAUGGCUACCAAUUCGACGUGGUGGGCGGGAGUCGCGUGGUGUCGACGAAGCUGGGCAACGGCACCGUCGUGUACGCGCCGCAGGGUAUCCCUGCCGAUCCGUCUAAGGCAGUCUCGCCCGAGGAGCAGGGCCCGACAGUCACUAUUCGCAUCGGCAAACCGGAGACAGACCCGGAUUGCAUGGGAAGCAUCGCAGAGUGGCGCAGCCGCAUCGAGGAGGAGGCGGCAAACGGCAGUAUUACCAGCAUCCAGGUGGUGAACCUGAAAGGUCAGGAGUGCCUCACGUUCAUGUCGAAGGAAAUGCAGGAGGUAUCGCCGAACGAGAAGGUGGAGGUGAGGGGCAAGGUGUUCAUCUUCGUCCGCGACGGCGUAACAACGCUGGUGCGUUGGGAGAGCGCGACCGGUACGUGGCGCAAGUACGAGCGGGACAUGGAUGCGUUCCUCGCCUCGUUCGAAUUCAUCGAAGACUCCGCGUAA
Leptomonas pyrrhocoris is the source of this 1947-nucleotide messenger RNA. RefSeq lists its product as hypothetical. The coding region runs from base 82 to 1947 and encodes 621 amino acids. The transcript has a single exon. The record is from RefSeq and is a predicted model, not a curated record. Lineage: Eukaryota; Euglenozoa; Kinetoplastea; Trypanosomatida; Trypanosomatidae.